Rhinolophus ferrumequinum (greater horseshoe bat) is the source of this 10257-nucleotide messenger RNA. RefSeq names its product clock circadian regulator (gene CLOCK). The record is from RefSeq and is a predicted model, not a curated record. Bases 260 to 2833 code for a protein of 857 amino acids. Lineage: Eukaryota; Metazoa; Chordata; Mammalia; Chiroptera; Rhinolophidae. Gene Ontology annotation, biological process: regulation of transcription by RNA polymerase II; circadian regulation of gene expression. Gene Ontology annotation, cellular component: CLOCK-BMAL transcription complex; cytoplasm; nucleus. The transcript is spliced from 22 exons. Gene Ontology annotation, molecular function: DNA-binding transcription factor activity, RNA polymerase II-specific; E-box binding; protein dimerization activity.
GUUGUUUCCUGUUCUUGGCUAUUCUGAAUAUGCUGCAGUGAAUAUGGAAGUACAGUUAUCUCCUCAAGAUCCUAUUCUGAGUUCUUUUGGAUAAAUAUCCUGAAGUGGGAUUGCUGGAUCAUAUGUAUUUGAGAGUGAUGGUCAGCCAUAUAGAAGAAUACAUUGAGCCUAUAGUUUUCUGAAGAAUCAGUUCAAAAGAUCCAAAAAAUACAAAAGGAGAAGUACAAAUGUCUACCACAAGACGAAAACGUAAUAUGUUAUGUUGUUUACCGUAAGCUGUAGUAAAAUGAGCUCGAUUGUUGACAGAGAUGAUGGCAGCAUUUUUGAUGGGUUGGUGGAAGAAGAUGACAAGGACAAAGCAAAAAGAGUAUCUAGAAACAAAUCUGAAAAGAAACGUAGAGAUCAAUUUAAUGUUCUCAUUAAGGAGCUGGGAUCCAUGCUUCCUGGUAAUGCUAGAAAGAUGGACAAAUCUACCGUUCUACAGAAGAGCAUUGAUUUUUUACGAAAACAUAAAGAAAUCACUGCACAGUCAGAUGCUAGUGAAAUUCGACAGGACUGGAAACCUACAUUCCUUAGUAAUGAAGAGUUUACACAAUUAAUGUUAGAGGCUCUUGAUGGUUUUUUUUUAGCAAUCAUGACUGAUGGAAGUAUAAUAUAUGUGUCUGAGAGUGUAACUUCAUUACUUGAACAUUUACCAUCUGAUCUUGUGGAUCAAAGUAUAUUUAAUUUUAUCCCAGAGGGGGAACAUUCAGAGGUUUAUAAAAUACUCUCUACCCAUCUGCUGGAAAGUGACUCAUUAACCCCUGAAUAUUUAAAAUCAAAAAAUCAGUUAGAAUUCUGUUGUCAUAUGCUUCGAGGCACAAUAGACCCAAAGGAGCCAUCUACCUAUGAAUAUGUGAAAUUUAUAGGAAAUUUCAAAUCUUUAAACAGUGUAUCCACUGCAGCACACAAUGGUUUUGAAGGAACUAUACAACGCACACACAGGCCUUCUUAUGAAGAUAGAGUUUGUUUUGUAGCUACUGUCAGAUUAGCUACACCUCAGUUCAUUAAGGAAAUGUGCACAGUUGAAGAACCCAAUGAAGAGUUUACAUCUAGACAUAGUUUAGAAUGGAAAUUUCUAUUUCUGGAUCACAGGGCGCCACCCAUAAUAGGAUAUUUGCCAUUUGAAGUUCUGGGAACAUCAGGCUAUGAUUAUUAUCAUGUGGAUGACCUAGAAAAUUUGGCAAAAUGUCAUGAGCACUUAAUGCAGUAUGGGAAAGGCAAAUCAUGUUAUUACAGGUUCCUGACCAAAGGACAGCAGUGGAUUUGGCUUCAAACUCAUUAUUAUAUCACUUACCAUCAGUGGAACUCAAGGCCCGAGUUUAUUGUUUGUACUCACACUGUAGUAAGUUAUGCAGAAGUUAGGGCUGAAAGACGACGAGAACUUGGCAUUGAAGAGUCUCUUCCAGAGAUAGCUGCUGACAAAAGCCAAGAUUCUGGGUCUGAUAAUCGUAUAAACACAGUCAGCCUCAAGGAAGCAUUGGAAAGGUUCGAUCACAGCCCAACCCCUUCUGCUUCCUCCCGGAGUUCAAGAAAAUCAUCUCACACAGCUGUCUCAGACCCUUCCUCAACACCAACAAAGAUCCCAACGGAUACUAGCACUCCUCCUAGACAGCAUUUACAAGCUCAUGAAAAGAUGGCACAAAGGAGGUCAUCAUUCAGUAAUCAGUCGAUAAAUUCCCAGUGUAUUGGUCAAUCAUUAACACAACCAGUGAUGUCUCAAGCCACACAUUUACCAGUUCCACAAGGCAUGUCCCAGUUUCAGUUCUCAGCUCAAUUAGGAGCUAUGCAGCAUCUGAAAGACCAAUUGGAGCAACGAACACGGAUGAUAGAGGCAAAUAUUCAUCGGCAGCAAGAAGAAUUAAGAAAAAUUCAAGAACAACUUCAAAUGGUCCAUGGUCAAGGCCUGCAGAUGUUUUUACAACAAUCAACCCCUGGGUUGAAUUUUGGUUCUGUUCAACUUUCUUCUGGAAAUUCAUCUAACAUCCAGCAACUCGCACCUAUAAAUAUGCAAGGCCAGGUUGUUCAAACUAACCAAAUUCAAAGUGGAAUGAAUACUGGACAUAUUGGCACAACUCAGCAUAUGAUACAACAGCACACUUUACAAACUACAUCAAAUCAGCAGAAUCAACAAAAUGUACUGAGCGGGCACAGUCAACAAACAUCUCUUCCUAGUCAGACACCUAGCACUCUUACAACCCCACUGUAUAACACUAUGGUGAUUUCUCAGCCGGCAGCCGGAAGCAUGGUCCAGAUUCCAUCUAGUAUGCCACAGAACAGUACCCAGAGUGCUGCAGUAACUACAUUCACUCAGGACAGACAAAUAAGAUUUUCUCAAGGUCAGCAACUUGUGACCAAAUUAGUAACUGCUCCUGUAGCUUGUGGGGCUGUCAUGGUACCCAGCACGAUGCUUAUGGGUCAGGUGGUGACUGCCUACCCGACUUUUGCCGCACAACAGCAGCAGUCCCACACGUUGUCAGUCACGCAGCAGCAGCAGCAGCAGCAGCAGCAGCAGCAGCAGCAGCAACAGCCGAGUUCCCAGGAGCAGCAUCUCACGUCAGUUCAGCAACCAUCUCAGGCUCAGCUGACCCAGCCACCACAGCAGUUUUUACAGACUUCUAGGUUGCUCCAUGGGAACCCUUCAACUCAGCUUAUCCUGUCUGCUGCGUUUCCACUACAACAGAGCACUUUCCCUCAGUCACAUCACCAGCAACACCAGUCUCAGCAGCAGCAGCAACUGAGUCGGCACAGGACUGACAGUCUGACCGACCCUUCCAAGGUUCAGCCACAGUAGCACACAGGCCUCCUCUCUGACUUCAUGGGAAGAAGGGGUCGGCCCGUAGAGUUGCUGACAGGAUCUGAGGAUUAGGAGGAAAAGCUCCAGCCGUUUCAUGAGAUGCAGUAUUGAGUGUUCUAGUUCCUCAAGUUAGUUAGCAGGGAAAAUGCUGCCUAGUGCUACGUACAUUAAAUACCAGCCAGCAGAUGAUCAUAGGGCCAUAGCCAAUUCUGACAGUGUUUUACUUGCCCAUAUACUUUUUGAUGAAAAAAAGAAUACAUUGCCAAAUGUUAAGAAGCUCAGCUCUGAAAUAUGACCUCCAAGUGAAUCAGAAAGGCACUAACAAUGUUAGUAACUUUUAGUGGUUCUGUGCCUGUUUUCAAGUGUUACAGAGGACACACCACUGCCACGUCAGGGGUUUGCUUACAAGAUGCCAUGGAGACAGUCCAGUAGACCCAGCAGGCCCUCUCCCCCAACCCCUCUCCCUUUGCAGAGAGUGAUGGAAUCGUAAGUAAUUUCAGAAUGUUGUGAGGGUUCAAAUUCUCUAUGUACAGAUGCUGUAAAAAUAUUAUGUAUAUGUCUGGAUAAAAGGAAAGAAAACAUUCUGUAUGCUGCAUGAAAGCAUUAUCUCCUCAUAGGUAUGAAUACAUUUCCUUAGAUUCUGAUGCCAUGUGCAAACUAAUACAUCCUUUGUUUUCCCUUUUGUUUACAACACAAUAGUGUUCUAUUCACUUUCCCGGGGCACAAGGCUUUUGUUCCUACUCGGCUGUGAUGUCACAGUUUGUUCAGUGAGGUAUGAUGUGCUUCUGGGAAUGGAUUAUUUUUUUCAGGUUAAAUUAUUGAAAUAACAGGAUUUUCAAGUUACUCAGAAACAUCCCUCAUUUCAUUAUUUUUCAAUUAUGUUUGAAAAUAGGAUUUGCACUGCUUUAUUUUAGAAGGUUGGGAGUUUUGAUCACAUAUUUUGAUAUAGUUCAUAGUUGGAAAUAGUUGUGUAAAUGGUUUUCGACAAGCCUGAAAGUAAUUUCAAGAAUGUUUCAGUUUUAGGAGUAAAAUUUGCACACAAAACAUUUUAGGCACUUUUUAACAUUCUCACUGGUGGGAAUUUUAACUUUUAGGAUUUGUUGGAAUCUUUUUAUUAUCCUUCAUGAUUUCAAUGCUUCUUUUAGUCAGAAAUGAUUCAGGGUUAUUUGAGGGGAAAAAAAAAACCCAUAGUGCCUUGAUUUUGAUUCAGGUGAUAAUUCACCAUCUUGAACUCAUUCUCUGGUCUCAGUAGCAGUUUUGAAACCUUAGUACAUUUUUAAUAGCAUGUGGGUGUCAUUGCCAUUGUUAUCCUCCUAAGUUCCCAGGAAGACUGCUGUGAGUCUCUUGGGCUGGAAGUACAAAUAAUUUAGAAAUAAAAAGAUGACAUCCUAACACUAUUAGAGUCAUUAUGUGCUCACAAAAUUGUUUUCCUAAAUCAGCAUCUUCCUUUAAAGCUAAGUAGUCAUUUAAGAAUUACUAGUAAAUAUUUGCUCAAUAUGAUCUUGAUGUCCUACAGAGGAAAAAGGGAUGGGACUCGGCUUUGCCUUCACGACGCUACAGUGUUGUAACUCACAUGCUUUCUAAACAUGAACUAAGAUUUCAUUUGGCAAUAUCAUAUUCUUAAAGGUAAUAAAUUCCAACAAAUUAUAGUCAUAAAAAAGCAUUUUAUAUAUUUUAUGGUACUAUAAUAGUUAAAUUUACAACUACAGAGCAAAGUAAAAUUAAUGGAAAAUACCUUGUUAGAAUAUCAAAAAUUAUUACUGAGAGAAAAGAAGACAGCAAGCUGAAAUAAAUCAAAAUUGACCUUAAAGUGUAUUAACAGAAUUGAGGUUGUUAAACAGAAAAGGUUUUGAGCAAUGAAAAUAACAUAAUACAGAAUUGCUAGAUAGAGUCAGAGAAACUCUAAGUCCGUUCUUAAAACUUUUCUGUCCUCAGCUUUGCUAUCAUCCUUACGGGACAUAUUUUGUCUUUCUGUAGAAAACUACACCUGGCCACACUUAAAUUAGAAAAUUAAUGUUGAAAAUGAAAACAACCAAAGAAAGUUGGUGUCUACCCUUCUAUAAAAGAAGUGUCACUAGAUACCAGUCAACAAUUAACAUAUCAAGGAGCUCAUCUUCUAGCUAAAUGAUUCAUCCAGAAUAGAUUUCUCACUUUCUCCUGAAUGUCAAGGACAGUUGUCAGAAUGUGUACUUGAAAGCACACAUACACAUAGACAAAAAAUUGAUAUUGUAGAAUAUGGCAACAGUACUUUCUCCCCUUUCAAAUUGCCUUUCUUAACCUUAUCAUGCCAUUCCAUAUGUAUCUGAGUUGUGCCUCAUUCGUUUUUUAGUGAUAUCUAGUGAUACGGAUUUAGCUAAUAAAAGAAAGAUAUGAAGAAGUAUUAAGGUUUAUCCUCUUAAGUACCACGCUUAAAAGAAGGAUGGUGGAUUGUGAGCACUGUGUACUUAACAAAAACAAAGCCUAAGACAAGCCACAAGGUAAAUGGGAAAGAAAAUUAGACAAAAAUUUGCAUUUAUACUUCCUGUUGUUUCUUACAGAUAAUUUUCUUUUCUGCUUAGAAUUGAUGGCUAAAUUUAAAGGAGCAGCUAGCUGCUUUUCCUUUGCUGUCAGUAUGCAGUGUUGUGUUGGAAGAGGUGGGAAGCACCAGCUGCCUCUUAGCUCCUCUUUUUUUCUUGCUUCUCUUCAACUUGGAUUGCAGUGCUGUCCCUGCCCCCUCCUGCAUGGAGAUUUGAGCAUUCUGAUGAAGAUUCAGUUGUUCUUCGUUCAUUUCUGUAGCCAAAGUUGUUAAAUUAAGAUUCUAAAUCUAAGUCAUGAAAAAACACCAAAUAGGAACAUCUUUCAGCUACUUAAAAAUCCUGUCUUCCCUCUGCUUUACUCAGUUUUUCUUAAAAAAAAAAAAAAAAAAAAAGAAAGAAAGAAUAAAACUCCAUUUUAUUCUGGGUGGCACUUUCUAGGAAAGAAAAUAUUGAAGAUAAGGAAAGCUGUUAGCUGUUGUGCAGUUACCCUGCUUUGGACCCUGCAGGCCCUGCAGGCAGCAGUGUUGUUUCACCACCUACAGGUGAAAACCACAAGGACUAAUAAAGUUGCUGCUGGGAGUGGUCCCCGAAGUACUCCGUUUUUUGAGUGGAAAAUAUUGAUGGAAAAAGCAGACAUGGAGGAUGGGGGAAGCAAGAAAGUACAUACUACCAGUUCAGUCUCCAAACUCUGUCCUAAGUUGAGGUGGUCAUUUGAGUCCUGUGCUCUGCUUUGUCACUUAAACCUGGUGUGGGAAUGUACCAGUGACUUUGAAUGGUUUGUUACAGAAUACUCUGGAAUAGUGCGAGUGUUACUUGGGUUCUUCGGAAGUGCUGCAGUGUCGGUUGUUGCCUUAAUGCUGUCUGCGCAGUUAGUGAAGGGCCCGGGAGCAGGCCAGCUCCAUGAGGCAUCACGUGUAGAAGGCGGAUAGAUGGACCUUGUUCGUUGGGGAAGCCUGAGCUCGGGGCCCUGCAGAUAGGUGUUAUCUUAAACUGGAUGUUACUCAGCGUGUUUUAAAACGUUUCCACUACGUUGAGAUGAACUUUUAAAAAGUGGAAUGAAUGCAAAUGGCAUUUUACUCUAGUACUGCUCAUUUCUUUUUUUCCCUUUUUCUGUAUUUCUUUGGUGAUUGGAAGUUUGUUGAUGAACAUUUGUGUAAAACUCACUCAAGUCUGUAACCUUUCCAAUGUCUGUGACCCUGUUCAUAGUCCCUCAGGAGUCAGUGUUGGAAGGUAUAAACACUGGAUAUUACUAUUGCUGAGUGAGUCUAGCUAGGAGUAAGCUGAUUGGAAUCUUUAGAUGAUGGAAAAGAAACAGCACAAAGGCACUUGCCAUUUUAAUAGUGAUUGGAGAAAGAGAACCUUUUAAGUUUGUUUGAAUUGGGUGAGCAUUCUUCUAAAAGGAGCUUCUGAAGUAAUUGCAGAGGAAAAGAAUCGACUAUUUUUAUAGCAUAUUUAAUAUAUUUGUAUAUAACUAUGUAGUAGGAACCUCCCACAUCCUUCCACUUUUCUAAGCUCCUCCCCCUUCGCCAUAGCUAGUCUAGCCUCAUCCGCAUGGGUAAUGUGCCUACUGUCAGCCUACCAACAGUUAGUGCUGCUGCUUUCUGAGACAGGUGAGACGACCCAACUCUCAUGCCUGGGGAUCCUUAUAUGGGAAUAGCACACACUUUUAAAACAACAUACCACAGUCUAAAAGCAUCAUUUUGAAAUGUAACAAGCACUUUAUUGCAAUUAUUCAUUUUGAUGAAGUUUAUUAUCUUAUAGGCAUUACCAUUUCUAAAGGAUCCCCAAAUCAUCACUAGGUGAAAUUUAAAAAUGACACAUUUCUGAGAAAUGUUUAGAUCCAGUGAACCGUAGUAGGUUUAUGGGAGUGAUUUCAAGGUAGCCAAAUGAACUUUGACUUUUGUUUUGAAUGUGAUGGAGUCAAGAGAUUGUAGAUGCUAGUUUCAUUUAGACACUAUUGUAAACCUAUCUUGCCUAUUGUGUGGACACCAAAAGAGACCAAUGAGCCUGUUUAUUUUCAGAGGUCUAGGAAAAUUGCAUCAGUGUGAAUAGAUGUAAAAAAUCAACCUAAAAGUGAUUGUUAGUAAUACUUUAGAGUACAAUCAUUUCAAGAAUUAUUCUGGGUGUUUUAAAUGUGCUCUGAAAUGUUGGCAUGCCAUUUCAGUGUUUCCAUUUGAAUUGCUCUUGUAAUAUUUUUGCACAAAAAGGACUGAGAAAGACUACUUUGGUUGAAGAAAAAAAGUGUAAUUCGGUCUUAAUGACUCCUGUGGAAACACUGGGGAUGAAUUUUGUUGGUAUAGUUAUUAAUUCAGGAUAUUUAAACAGUAUUGAACAGCUCACAAGAAAUUAAACAAACGUGGAUAUUUAAAAAUUAAAACUUUAUUUCCAUGUGAUGUUUUGCAUAUUUUCCCCAUGUCAUAAUUUAACACUACAUUCCUUGUUUUUCUUAAAUAAAAUAAUACUUUGCAGGUUCUGUUUUGAGUAUUUAACAAUAUUUUGUAAGCUGCCUGGGUUUUCCUAGGGAAACGUUCUUUAAUGAAAUAGGAUAUCGUUUUUGAAGACUAAGUGAAAUUCCAUCACCACCACCAGCAAACACUGAGGUGCUGCAUUAAGUGACAAUCAAAUAGUGAGUAUUUAUGGGAGAUUUUAGGAAGUGGUUUUAAAGAAGAAAUUGCUUUGUAAGCAGUUCUCUGGGUUUCUUGAAUAAAAAUGGCUACAUGUAUUUAUUUAUAUUUUUAAAUAUCUUUGUGUUCUCUUUUCUCAUCAGAGUGAUUUCACAAUGUCAUGUAUUUAAUUUGUGGUUUGUUUUGUUUUGCCUUACUGUAAUCUCUGACGUAGAGAACUAGCUCUCCUUACAUGGGGUGCAGCCUCUAGCCCUCAUGAUAAUUUUUCAUGGGCAGGCCAAAUCUGUUUUGCUUCAGGACAGCAGUGGAGGGCCCAGAUCCAGAGGCCCCUGCAGUUCCCUCCUGUUCUCAGCUCAUUUAAGGAAAAAAUAAAGGUAACUCCUUUGAAACCUGCUUCAUAUAGCUCCAACCUUUUUCUAGUUUCACUUGCUGCCUUUUCUAUUUUGGGGGCACUUUUUAUAUUACUUCCCCAACACAGCCAAAGGCCAGUAUGACAGAUCCAAUGGCACACAUUGCCUGUUUUUGCCCAUUUGGGGAAAUGUUAGUGAAAUGAUCAGCAUCUUCUAACGGCCACCACUAGUAUCAUAUCUGAAUUCAAAUCCAUUGCAAGUCUUUAAAUACAGGUGAAGUAAUGUAUACACACUGCAAACUCUUAUACAAAAAAAUGUUUGUCUCUAUAGUGCUGCUUGGUCUUUUAAAACAAAACAAAACCUCCACACACAGCACUGUUUAGUAAAGCAGUUUGAGUAUUUGGAGCCUAGAAAUUUGAGGAUACUUCUUGCUGGUGUGACUGGAACAGAAUUCUCCACUUUGGGGCUCGUAGAGUAGCUCAAGUCCCACAGGCCAGGUACAGGGCACACUGUCUAGCUUUUGGGAUCCCUUGGAGAAUGGUAAUUAAAGCAGGUCAACAACAAGUUGGAUUUAAUGGUGUAAAAAAUGUUUCUUAACUCUGAGGGUUAAAUUGAAAAUGUGAUGUUUUCAAAUGUAUGCUUUUAAAUUUCUGAGGAAACAAACUGUGACAUCGCUUUAAAAAUGACAUUCAAAUGUUUUAUAACAGGUGUUUUUGAGUUGGCCUGUACUGGUACAAAUUCAUUGCUGGCAAUGAUUGUGCCAGUACUAGUUAAUGUAGGGAAAGCUGUAUUAUCUUCAGAUUGAUGUAUUAUAUAACUAGACAAUCAUCAUCAAGCAAAAAAAAAAAAAAAAAAAGGGCCAGGAAAUGUCCUUUUUCUUUUUCAGUAGCUAUGCCAGCUAGAAUAGCUAUAAUUUAGACCAUUCUAGAAUUAGUUUGAAAUCUGUUUUACUGCAGUGUAAGUUGGAGAAGGACUUCUGUGUGGCACUUGCACGUUCACUCUAUGUAAAGAUUGAAGCCCAAAGAUGAGUUAAAAUUCAGUGCUGUAUUGAAACCAGUUAGUGCAAAAAAAUGUUUUCUCUUUGUAAAUUUCUAAUUGUUAACAUAAGUUGGUAGCUUAAAAACACACCAAAUUCUUUCUCAUGUUCUGUAUGGUUCUUAGUGUGCUACAUUGCUGUCCUUACUGCUUGGUUCUUGGUUUUAAAUAAAAUUUAGAUGUAGGCUAACAUUCUUACUUCCAAAAGGGUGGAGCUAUAAAUGGCUAACUAAUCUUGAGGUAAGAAUACCUAUAUUUUUUCUAAAGCAAACAUUUAAUUGAAAUCCAAUUGAUUAACAGAAACGAGACUAACAUUUUUUCAGGUAUUCAGCCCAAAUCCUAAAUUGCACAGAAGCAAGUGAAGGGAUAAUGAAUGGUUUCAACGGUGCUAUAUUAGGUUCUCUGCUAAUUUUCAUGAGCUAUGUGUGGAAAUAUUGUAUAAAAUGGGGAUCAUUUUGUUACUGAUACUGCCCUUUUAAUUUGGUGUUACAAUUGGUUACACUUGUUCUUCAAAGCUAUCCUUUUGCGAAGAGGUACAAUGUGUUCAUCAGCCUGCCUUCACUCAGGCCUAUUGCUACAUUAUCAUUUUCCCAGGUGAUGAUCUGCAUCGUUUUUAAAACUACAUGUACUAUUAUAACACUUUCCCAUCCUCCUGCAAUGUAUUCACAACCUGAAAUUACAGCAAGAGCCAAGCAGUAGCAUUGUUUUUUUGUAAAUGUAAAAAUAAUUAGAUCCAGACUUUGUUUCCUUACUCAAUUUCAAAAAUAAAAAAUACCUCAGUGCUAUGUUUUACAGUAUCACAUGCAUUUCUCAAAAAAAUAACACCUGCUUUAUGUGGCACAUACUUGUAAGAAUCACAUUAUUUUGGAUUUUAAAGAGACUAUUAAAUAUUUUAA